Molecule: messenger RNA, 1280 nt
Organism: Solanum dulcamara
Lineage: Eukaryota; Viridiplantae; Streptophyta; Magnoliopsida; Solanales; Solanaceae
Product: myb-related protein 330-like
Exons: 3
Coding region: 212-1051 (279 amino acids)
Source: RefSeq, a predicted model, not a curated record
CCCACACCCUCAAGAUAUAUAUCUUUGUAUUUCCCUUUUUUCUCCCAUCUCCAUUAGAGAGAAACUAGACUACAAGUACCAAACAGUUUUAGUCUUAUCAACAAGAAAAAAAGGAAAAUAGUGAAAGAGAGACUCUUUGCUUCUUUUUUUCUCUAUUAGUACCAAAACUCCAAUUCUUGAAUAAUAAAGAGAGAGAAAAAAAAUUCAAAGCAUGGGACGUUCACCUUGUUGUGAAAAAGCACAUACAAAUAAAGGAGCAUGGACUAAAGAAGAAGACCAACGCCUCAUCAAUUAUAUACGUGCUCAUGGAGAAGGUUGCUGGCGUUCUCUCCCUAAAGCUGCAGGAUUGUCAAGAUGUGGAAAGAGCUGCAGAUUGAGAUGGAUAAAUUAUCUAAGGCCUGAUCUCAAAAGAGGGAAUUUUACUGAAGAAGAAGAUGAAUUGAUAAUCAAACUCCAUAGUUUGCUUGGAAACAAAUGGUCAGUUAUAGCUGGAAGAUUACCUGGAAGAACUGAUAACGAAAUCAAGAACUACUGGAAUACACAUAUUAAACGAAAACUCAUCAGCCGUGGGAUUGAUCCUCAAACUCACCGUCCACUCAACGCUGCCGCCACUAACUCUACCAGCACCGUCGUCACAACUACCACUGCCAACAAUAAAAACAUCAGCAUGGAUUUCCAAAACAACGUUGACCAAAAACCCAAUAUUAUUAUUGCCACGUCAUCAUCAUAUGAUGAAACAAAAUGCAACAGUGGUACUACUGAGGAAACAAAGCCACUUGAAAUUGUUAUUCCAAAAAUACCCUCACAAGUUAUGAUAAAUCUUGAACUUUCAAUUGGGUUGCCAUUACUUACUGAUCAUAUUUCUUCACCCGAGUCAACGGCCUCAUACAACUUCUUGACCUCCGUAGCACCACCGCCGACUGCGGAAGUACCGGCGGCGGAGAUGGUGGCGAAAACAGUUUGUUUGUGUUGGCAAAUUGGAUUUCAAGGUGGUGGUGAUCAGCUUUGUAGUAAAUGCAGAAACACAAAUGGAUUUUACAGAUAUUGCUGACCUGGCCUUUUUGGAUUAAUUAAGUACCUAGUACUAAUUUUUUUUUUCUUAAAUACUACUACCAUUUUGUGAUAAGUGAAUAUUUUAUUUUUUAGGUUUAGAAUAUUUUUUUUUUUUUGUUUUUCAUUUUUUGCCUUCUAAUUGUAAUCAUCUACUCACAAACCUUUGCAGUACAUUUGUUGCAACAAAUUACCACGUUAUGAAUUGGAGCAUGUAUUUAAUUUUCCAA